Ylistrum balloti is the source of this 2776-nucleotide messenger RNA. RefSeq names its product zinc finger protein 718-like. The transcript is spliced from 3 exons. NCBI's taxonomy places the organism in Eukaryota, Metazoa, Mollusca, Bivalvia, Pectinida, Pectinidae. The record is from RefSeq and is a predicted model, not a curated record. Bases 1 to 1818 code for a protein of 605 amino acids.
AUGGGGGCAAGAAACAGAAACCCAGUCAGACCUGGAUAUUUAACAGAAACGGGAGGAUGGGACAACACUGCCCAAAAUUUAUUGGAUAAUAAGUAUAAUUGGAAGGACUAUUCUCAACCAGAAGCUGCCCCUGUACAAACUUUUGGACAGGUUUCACAGGGAAACUCAACAUCACUACAGACAGGAGAUAACAUACAACCUGUCCAGUUGCAAAAAGAGCCUCCAGGGUCACAGUUAAAAAAUAUGUUGACUUCUUCACCGCAUGCAGGAAAUGUGUUAGUGAAAGGAUCACUGAAGGGAAACACAUUAUCAAAAUUCCAGUGUUCUGGCAACGUGUCUACAAUAUCCAAGGCACCAUAUACAGGAUAUGUUCGUGCUAAAACACACACAGUUACAAAGUCAUCAUGUGCAUAUUCUAGAAGUAUUUUUCCUAAAACUAGUUUAGGAGAAAAUCCAACAGACAGUGAUUCUUAUAAAUGUAGAAUUUGUGCAAAAGUGUUUAAUUCUUUCAAAGCCAUGAAUAGACAUUUAAGAGUACAUGACCAACACCGUUGUAAGCAGUGUAACCAAGGCUUUAAGAGUGACUUGCUUUUACAGAAACAUAACACUGACCAUCAUACAUUUAAGUUUCCUUGUGCCUCAUGUGGCAAACUCUUUGGACGCAAGUUCACACUCAAACGACAUGAAAUGUAUACCUGCACCCAGAAGCGUUUCGCAGAAACAACCAAUGAAGAAACAUCUUACAAACGUUUGAAAAUUCCCAAGGCAGACAAUACUCUAAAAGCUAAUAGGAAGGCUUCUGUCGUAUUUCGUGACUAUUUGCGGGAAAAGGGGCAGGAGACAGACUUUGAACAGCAAAGUGUUGCUCAACUUUGCAAACAUCUAGGACAUUUCUACAUGGAUGCUCGUAAACAUGAUGGAACUCACUACAAAACCUCUUCACUGGAGCAAUUCCGAUACUCCCUUAACAGGUACUUACGAAGCCCCCCUUUCAACAAGCAAUAUGACAUAAUCAAAGAUUGUGAAUUUUCUGAAGCAAACGUCAAUUUCAAAGCAGUCAUGAAUGAAUUGAAGCGUAUGGGGAAAGGCGAGACGGAACAUUAUCCAGUUAUUACAAAGGCUGAUAGGCACACAAUUUAUUCAUCUCAGCAUCUUAAUGUCAACACGCCUGUCGGUCUUUACAACAAGGUCCAGUUUGACAUUCGUUUGUAUUUCAGUAGACGAAGCACAGAAAACAUGCACAAGAUGACAAAGUCAACAUUUGAGAUUGUGACAGACUUUGAGACAGGUUUGAGGUAUGUGAGAAAAGCUGACGAAAUGUUUAAGAAUCUACACAGUCAUGACAAAGAUGUGUUAUCAUGUAACUAUAUGCCAGAAUCACCUGGCUCACCAUUUUGUCCUGUGGCAUCGUUCGAGUCUUACAUUUGCAAAUUGAACCCGCAGUGUGAAAGGUUGUGGCAAAGACCGAAUAGGGAAAGUUCAGCAGAUAGUGUUUGGUAUUACAACAGCCCAGUUGGAGAGAAGAAACUUGCAGUUUUUAUGUCAGAGCUCAGUAAAGCCUGUAAGCUUUCAUGUGUGUAUACCAACUAUUCCAUCAGAGCCACUGGCAGUGCCAUACUCUCAAAAAACAUGUUUGAUGCAGCUCAGAUCAUGUCCAUCACUGGUCACCAGUCAGAUCUUCCGCAGUCCAUUUAUCAAAGACCAGAGGGCCAGAGAAAGUGUAGGACAGGACAAUCACCACCAGAUAAUGUGGAACUGCAAUGCAUCAAGCUUGAAUCAGAUGGAGACUUAGAAAACAUACUGCAUGUACAUCACUGACUUAGGAAAGUCACUAUGAACAUAUUGGAUGGUAUUGGUGUUUUCUUAAAGCCUUCAACUUCAUUUGUUGCAUAGACGUUAUGUUUAUGAAGACUUGCACACCUGAGACAUUCCUCAUUAAAGAAAGUAUCAAUCAGAUGUAUAACACCAGCCACCAGCUAGACCUCAGCUUCCAGGAAAACUCUCCUAAAUCAAAAAAACGUCACUUCUGUCCCGAGUGUGACUUUGUAACAGACCGACACUACAGUCUGAAGAGACACAUGAUAAUGCACAACCAACAGUAUUUUGUAUGUAGUCUCUGUGGAGCAAGAUUCAACGAAAACUGCAAGCUGAGAAAACAUGUACAGAUAACACACAAGGACCUACCACCUAUCCAAACUACAACCACUCCACAGCAUUUCAACAGUGGGGCAGGUUAACACUGAUCUGGGUGGCAAGUGAAUUCAGUAGUUUUGAUAAUGUUACAAAGAUCCGUGGAAUUCAGAGUGUGUUUGUAACCAAAAGGAUAGACCAUCAUCUUAAAGCUUCAUCAAAUAGCUGAUGUCUGCAUCCUUUUCUAUCAACAGUCAGAAAUCAAGAUUUUACAAAGGAUAUAUCAAAGAUAUUGGAAAAAAUCGGAUGCAGUCAUCCCAGGAAAGACAACAAUGUCUUUGAUAUUCUGGAACCAAUUUGAUUAAUGUAUAGACUAUUACCUAAUUUUUCUGUGCAAUAUUUACAUGUAUUUUAAAUUUUAACUUGGAUUUUUAGAGAAACAUUUGUAUAUUUUUUUUUUAUUUACUUCGAACAGUAUUCUUUACAUUGAUCUGUACCUGGUAAUGAAUUUAUCAUUAAAGAAUUUUGUGAUAAAUUGAAGUAAGAAAGACAUAAAGGAUUUUGUACAUUAGCUUUUACUAUGAAAAGAAAUAAUCUGAAGCAUAUUAAGGAAAUAGUGAAAUAAUUGCAUAUUUAGGAUUUUAUC